AAAAUUGCGGGGUUAAACGCACGGUCUCGUGAGAGACGAGAACCAAAGAUUAAACUCAUUUGUCUAAAAAUCAACCAGCAAACAAGCAGGCAACGAAGGAGAGAAAGGAAGAGAAGCCCCCAAAUUAGUCUGCCAUUUUCACUUUCGGACACAAGGGUCUGCUCAUCCGUGCUCUGCUUCACUUUCAAUCGUGAAUUUGAAUUUGGUUUGUGGAAUCUAGAGAGUGAUGAGUGGUGUUCCGAAGAGAUCUCACGAAGAGGGCGCUUCUUCAUCAGCAGCCAAGUACCCUCACGAGGAUUCAGGAUCUUCUUACCCUAACAAAUCAACUCAUCCCCUUCCCGUUACUCCACCACCUCCUCCUCAGGCUCACCACCACCAUCAACAACAACAGCCUCACCUUCACUCCAUUCCUCAUCCCCAUUCUCACCAACAACCACCACUUGCUUCUGCUCCUUCUCCUGGUUACGAGGUGGAAUCAAGAACCGUCAAGGGUCCGAGAAGUGAGCCUAGAGAUGGAGGAGGAGAGAGACGCUCUCCUCUUCACGGCGUCUAUCGCUCUCCCUCCCUGCCGGUGACGGGUUCUUCAAGCGAUCCUCAUUUGACUCACCCCUCCGUGACGUUGGAGUCGAGAGAUGGUGCUAAGGUUGAGAGCAGAGACAGCAGGAGUGAUGGGAGAGAGGUACAUGGUGAGGGUAAGAGGGAGGUUCAUGGUCCCAAGGGAGAGAGAGAUGCCAAGUUUGAGAGUAAUCCCGGAAGCUAUUCCAGGAGUGAUGGAAGAGGGAUAUAUGGUGAGGCGAAGAGGGAGGUUCAAGGUCCCAAGAGUGAUAGGGACGCUAAGCCUGAGCGUCUUGGGGAUGAUUUUAGUGGGAAAGGUCAUAUAAGGGAGAAUCAGAAUUACAAUGACCAGAAGGGUGAGGUUAAGAUGGAGAAGGAGGGGCAUGCUCACUUGCCUUGGAAGGAGCAGAAGGAUUACCAUAGAGGGAAGAGAGCUGAGGGCUCAACCGCAAAUGUGGAGCCGUGGGUUGUAUCCCGUGGUAAUAACCCUCAAGGGUCAACGGAGGUUGGGGUUAAAGAUUUAUCGGCUCCUGUGGAGGGAGCGCAUUUAGAAGGGCUUGGAGAAAACAAGGUUGAUGCAAAAGGAGAAGAUAGGUUCAAGGACAAAGACAAGAAGAGAAAAGAUUUGAAGCAUAGAGAGUGGGGGGACAGGGACAAGGAUAGAAACGACCGCAGAGGGUCUGUGCCUUUUGGUAGUGUAACGAGCGAACCAAGAGAGAUUGGAAGAGAGACAGAGAAGUGGGAACGGGAGAGGAUGGAGCAGAACGAUCGAGAAAGGAAUAAGGAGAAGGAGAAGGAGAAAGAUCAUGUGAAAAGAGAGCCGCGGACUGGUGGUGCUGAGAAAGAGGUCUCGCAGAACGAGAAAGAGUUGGGAGAAGCAUCUUCCAAGCCUGCAGAACAGGAACACGUGGCACCUGAGCAGAAGAAGCUGAACGAACCGGAGGGAGAUGAAAGAGAAUCAAAGGACAAAAGGAGAGAGAGGGAAGGCGACUCUGAAGCCGAAAGAGCUGAAAAGCGCAGCAGAGUCGGUGAAAAGGAACCUGAAGAUGGGUGUUUGGAGGGUGAAGGAGCUGCAGAGAGGGAUAAGGAUGCCUUCAACUGUGGAGUUCAGCAACGGAAGAGAAUGCUGAGACCGAGAGGCAGCCCACAGACCACAAACCGCGACCGUGUCCGUUCACGGAGUCAGGACAACGAAGGGGUACAAGGCAAACCAGAGGUGCCGGUUGUUGUUUACAAAGUUGGGGAAUGUAUGCAAGAACUGAUUAAGUUGUGGAAGGAAUAUGAAUCAUCACACCCUGAUAAAAGUGGUGAUUUCGCAAGUAAUGGUCCCACUCUUGAAGUUCGGAUCCCAGCUGAGCAUGUUACUGCUACUAAUCGCCAAGUAAGAGGUGGCCAGCUAUGGGGAACAGAUAUAUACACAGAUGAUUCCGACCUUGUUGCUGUUCUCAUGCAUACCGGUUACUGUCGGCCCACUGCUUCCCCUCCUCCGCCUACAAUGCAAGAGUUGCGUGCAACCAUCCGAGUCUUGCCGUCACAAGAAUACUACACUUCCAAGCUGAGGAACAAUGUCCGCUCUCGAGCAUGGGGAGCUGGAAUCGGAUGCAGUUACAGAGUUGAGCGGUGCUAUAUACUGAAGAAAGGAGGCGGUACUAUUGAACUUGAACCCUCUCUUACCCACUCCUCAACCGUUGAGCCAACACUUGCACCAAUGGCUGUUGAAAGAUCUAUGACCACCAGAGCAGCAGCUUCGAAUGCUCUGCGGCAACAAAGGUUUGUUCGAGAAGUAACAAUACAAUACAACCUUUGCAAUGAACCUUGGAUCAAAUAUAGCAUAAGCAUUGUCGCCGAUAAAGGUCUCAAGAAGCCUCUGUUCACCUCUGCUCGCUUGAAGAAAGGAGAAGUUCUGUACCUAGAAACACAUUCAUGCAGGUACGAGCUCUGUUUCGCUGGAGAGAAGACUAUGAAAGCAUUCCAAGCCUCACAGCAACAACACUCAUCACUAGAAGCUAUGGAGAUCGAUAACAACAAGUCACAGAACCACCUUCCUUCAAACGGUGACAAAACAGAAUCAGACAACAGUAUAAUAGAUGUUUUCCGUUGGUCUCGAUGUAAGAAGCCUCUCCCGCAGAAGCUUAUGCGGUCCAUCGGGUUUCCACUCCCACCAGAUCAUGUCGAGGUGUUGGAGGAGAAUCUUGAUUGGGAAGAUGUACAGUGGUCACAAACUGGUGUUUGGAUUGCUGGAAAAGAGUACACACUUGCUCGCGUUCACUUCUUGGCUCCCAAUUAAAAUUAAAGCUUACAUGGUUUCCUUUUUAAUUUUAAUUACAAAAACUACCUUUAAUGUGUCUCUGUCUUUGUUUGAUCUUAUCUAUUGUUAAGACGUUAAGAGAUAAUAGGGUGAGUUGUAUUGUGUUCUUGUUGCUGUUUUUUUUUUUGUAAACUUUUUAAGUCAAAAGAUUUAGUUGUUAAUUUUGUAAUAAAGAUAACCAAUCCAUUUGGAUUUUGCUUCUCAGUCUUAUUUGUGGUGGAUUCUUAUUGUAAUUAGCUUAAUUAAUCAUCUCAAGUCGACAAAUUAAAAAGCUUUUUAGAAAAGAAAAAAUCAGGUUUAUUUGAUUUUCCAUAAAAUUUGACGUCAAAAACAUAAAUAUAGUUGGAAGAGUAAUGAAAAGAAAACAAAACUGAGGGACGACCAAAUCAUUCUUCUUCUUCUCGCUCUCUAAUUCUUCCGACCGAACAAGCAAAGCUUCUUCGGUCAUCCUCGUACAGUCUUCGUUUCUUCAAAUAAUGUCUGGAGAUGAUGAUGAUGAACCUUCUUAUGGCUCUGGAGACGAAGUAAACAUCACUGAUGGACACAGGAAGCGUAUCCCUGCAGCAGCAGCAGCAACACCUUCUUCUGCUGCCUCUGGACUAACUCGCAAGAGAAGUCGCAAGGCAUGUGGCGAUGCCAUAGUCGAAGCCAUGCUUGAAAUCGCAGCAGCUUCCAAAAUGAGAGCGGCGGCUUUGGCUAACAACGGAGACAGAUUCUCGAUCAGCAAAUGCAUCAGAGCGCUUGAUGACUUGCAAGGUGUUGAUCAGCAAACCUACUUUGUUGCCUUGGAUUUGUUUGAGAACCCGAGUUCGCGAGAGAUUUUCAUCUCUUUGAAGUAUGAGAAACGGUUGAAGUGGCUACAGGGGAAAUGUAGAGCUUUGUAGUUAUAUAGUUUUGGCUGAUCUUUUUUUAGACUGCAUGUUCUUGGUACUUGUGAUGAAAUGAUAACAUUGAUCUUCUUCAUUUGCUUAUAUAUGAAGAUGUAUCACUGGUAGACUAUCUCUAGUUAAAUGUGUCUUUUGUUCAAAACGGAGUAAUUUGAGGGGCUUGGGUCAUCAUACCCAGCUGUAUAAAUUGUAUUUUCUGAAAGUUUUAUUUGUAUCCGCUUGUGUUUCUGCA
Brassica napus (rape) is the source of this 3982-nucleotide messenger RNA. Its product is annotated as zinc finger CCCH domain-containing protein 13. The coding region runs from base 227 to 2842 and encodes 871 amino acids. The transcript is spliced from 13 exons. Lineage: Eukaryota; Viridiplantae; Streptophyta; Magnoliopsida; Brassicales; Brassicaceae. The record is from RefSeq and is a predicted model, not a curated record.